AUGUGCAAAAACAAUUUUUAAUUGUCUUACAUGUUCUAAUAAUUAGACUUGUACAUAAUGUUAACCUGGAUUUAUUUUAGAUGGAAAUAAUUGUACUCCAUGUUCUUAUUUUAUAACAAAUUGUUUAGUUUGUAAAAACAAUUCAAGUUGUUUAGAAUGUACUCCAGGUAAUUACCUUAAUACAUUAAGUACUUGUUCAUCUUGUGAUGAUCCAAAUUGUAUUAAUUGUAAUUAAUCAUCUUCUAAAUGUACUGCUUGUGCUUCAGGAACUUAUUUAAAUGGAAAUUAAUGUUAUACUUGUUCAAUUAUUAAUAAAUGUGUUGCAUGUUCAAAUAGUUAAAAAUGUAUAGCUUGUUAACCUGGUACAUAUUUGAAAAAUGAUUAAUGUUAAACAUGUGAUGAUUAAAAUUGUACUUAUUGUAAUUCAUCAUCUAUUUGUUAAUCAUGUAUAGCAGGUUAUUAUUUAAAUAAUAAUAAUGGAUGUUCUUAAUGUCCAAUAGGUUGCACAUCUUGUUAAAAUAACAUAUAAUGUAAUUCAUGUGGAAUAGGAUAUUAUUUAGAUGGUAAUACAUGUACAAAUUGUACAAAUUCAUUAACUAAAUGUUUAGCAUGUAUAAAUGAUUCAACUUGUACAAAUUGUGAAAUUGGAAAUUAUCUUGAUGGAAAUAGUUGUACAAAAUGUCCAAUUAGUUUGAAUUCUUGUAAUGCUUGUAAAAGUAAUACAAUUUGUAUUGCAUGUAAUUCUGGUAGUUAUCUUAAUGGUUCAUAAUGCAGUAAUUGUAAUGAUAUUAAUUGUCUUAAUUGUACUGAUGCAAAUACUUGUACUUCUUGUGCUCCUACAUAUAUUGUAAUUAAUAAUGCAUGUACAAAAUGUAUAGGAUAUUCUGAUAAAUGUACAUCUUGUUUUAAUGGAUAUUGUAAUAGUUGUAUCAAUAAUUAUUUAAUAUAAUCUGAUGGAACAUGUCUAAAAUGUCCAGAUAAUUGUUCUUAAGGUUGUGCAAAAAAUACAUUAUAAAAUACUAAUCCUACUAUUUGUUAAGUUUGUUAAGAUCAAUAUUAUUUAAAUAGUAAUGGAUUAUGUAUUAAAUGUUCAAGUACUUUUUUAAGAUGUAAAUAUGAUGUUGAUACAUAAUAAGUAUAUCCAACUUAAUGUAUAGAUGGUUAUUUUUUAGUUAAUAAUUAAUGUAUUAAAGCAUAAGAUGAAAAUACAUGUUAAAAAUUAUAUUAAUCUAAUGAUGGAAAUUAAAUUGAUUCUUAAUUAUGUUAAGAUUGUUGGCCAUCUUAUUAAUAAAAUAAUUAAAUAUGUUAUAAAUGUCCAUAUUGUGCAGAUAAUAGUUGUUCAUUAGAUUAAAAUAAUAAACCUAUUUGUAGUUUAUGUGUUAAUUAUUAUUAUAGUGAUUCUAAUUCUAUUUGUUAAUUAUGUGUUGCUAAUUGUAUUCAAUGCAAUGCUGCAGGUAUUGAAAAUUGUCAAUAAUGUGAUAUUGGAUAUUAUAAGAGUUCAAAUGCUUGUAUUGCUUGUACUACAGAUAAUAAUAAUAAAUCUACUUGUUUGAAUUGUACAAAUGAAAAUACUUGUGCUACUUGUUAAAAUGGUUAUUAUGAAUCUAAUGGAUAAUGUUUAGCUUGUUAAUAUGGUUGUAAUUAAUGUGUCUCUCCAGGUAAUACUUGUAUUGCUUGUAUUACUGGUUUCUAUUUAUAAAAUGGAGGUUGUGUCAAAGAUUUAGGAAAUUGUUUAGAAAAAUAAUAAAAUUAAAAUAAUGGUUGUUAAGUUUGUGCAUAUGGUUUCUAUCCUACUAAAGGUUGGCUAUCACAAUCAGGUUAAUCAUAAGUAAUUGAUACAACCUGUUUAUAAUGUGUCUAUCCAUAAGCAGCAGUAUAUAUUAUUUAUUAUUUAUUAAUUAGUUUGUUUGUAGAGCUAAUCCCUCAGACAAUUAAGUUGUAAGUGCUUCCUAUGGAUCUAUAUCUUCAAUUAAAAAUACAAAUUAUUAUAAGUCUGCUACUUCUUUAGGACCAAUUAGAUAUACAACUCCAUAAUGUAAACUUGGAUCAUUUUGGACAUAAUAAAGUUGUAUGCCUUGUCCAACAAUAAAUAAUGGAAUGUGUCUUACUUGUAAUAACUUUACAACUUGUACUUAAAUUUAAUGUAAUGUUUAAUAUCAAUUAAUCACAAUCAAUAAUAAUUAAUAAUGUGCAUAAAUACCUUUAGGAUGUACAGAAAUAUAGUAUUCAGAUUAAAUGAUGUCAUUAGCAUGUACUAAAUGUAAUUCUGGAUAUACUUUAAUUGGUAACAUUUGUAUUUCAAUUAAUGGAUGUUUGAAUAUUGAUUAGAAUAAUGGAGCUUGUACUUAAUGUACUAAUGGAUAUUACUUUAAUUGGGAUUUCUUAUUAUAAAAUCCAAAGACUUCAUUAUCUACUAAUACAUAUUAUUAUCAAAAUUUCAAUCCAUUUUGUAGUAAAUGUAAUACAGGUUGUGCUAUAUGUCCAUCAUAAUAUACUUGUACUGAAUGUUUACCUGGAUACUUUUGGUAUUAAUCAACACUUACAAUAAAUUCAUAUACUUUUAAAACUUAUACAAAUGCAUAAACAAAUGCUUCAGGUUAAUGUGUUCCUUGUCCUAAAAAUUGUUCAACUUGUUCAAGUUCAACUAUUUGCACAGCCUGUAAUACUAAUUUUACUAUAGAUCCUAAUUCUACUAAUGGUGAUUGCAUAUGUUCUUCACCUUAUACUUAUAAUUAAACUCAAUAAACUUGUAUUCUAAUACCUUCUGUUAAUUCUACUUGUUCUUUUGUAGGAUGUAUUUAGUGUAAUUCUGAUAAUACUUAAUGUUAAACAUGUAGUCCUUAAUAUGCAUUAACAAGUCCAACUACAUGUACAUAAUGUUUGAAUUGCAACUAAUGUUCUCUUUAAACUGGAACUUCUAAUCCAACUUGUUUGGAAUGUGCUGAUGGAUAUUAUAAAGUAUAAGCAAAUGAUGGAGCUCCUAUCACCUGUUAAUUAUGUUCUCAAUCCUUAAAUAAUUCCUUAAGAUGUUAAGGUAUUUUAGAAAAUUAAACUCAAUUAACCAUAAUUUAAUGUGCUGAUAAUUACUUUUUAUUUGGAAAUGCUUGUUAUUAAGUUGGAAACUCAAAUUGCUACACCAUUGCUAAUCCUAAUAGUCAAUCUUGUCAAUAAUGUCUUCCUGGAUAUACAUUAUAUGGAAAUAAUUGUGAUCAAUGUAAUACUAAAAUACUUAAUUGUUUGACAUGUAUUUAGAGUUAAGAUUAAAAUGGAUUAAUUUGUUAAUCAUGUAUUAAUGGUUAUGUUUUAAAUACUAAUACAAAUUCAUGUUAAUAAUGUCCCAAUGGAUGCUAAAAAUGUACAAUUACUGGUACUAUUACUCCAUAUAUACUAUCUUGUAAUACUUGUGCUGAUGGAAACUAUAUUGAUAGUAAUGGAAAUUGUUAAGGAUGUCCAUUUGAUUGCAAAUCAUGUGAUUCAAAAUAUGUAAUAAAUAUUUAAUAUUUAGAUUUGUAAUACUUGUAAUGAUGGAUAUUAUUUAGUUCAAUCUUCCGUUAUAUUAAAUUCCAAACCAUAUAUAUUUAAACCUUGUUAUCCAUGUUAAAAUAAUUGUGCUACUUGCACAGGACCCACUGGCAAUAUUUGUUAAACUUGCAAAACUGGCUUUGUACUUCAAAAUGGAGGCUGUAUUGAUUUAACCUUAAAAAUUCUAAAUGACUCCACUUCAUACAAUUUGGCCAAUUGUUAUACGUCAGAUUCUACUGGUUGUACAGUAUGUUUAGCUGGAUUUUUCUUAGAUUCAUAAAGAGUUUGUUAAGAAUGUGUUUCACCUUACAAUAAUGUAUAAAUUUUAUUACAAUAUCCCUAGUUUGUUUGUGGCCUUAAAGCAGUCUCUCCGACUUCACCAUCAAAUCCUUCAAGUAACUAAACUAAUACGAAUACAAAUACAAAUACAACCACUGACUCUAUUUAAAUAGGUUACAAUCCAACUUAGCCAAGCAGUCUAAGUUUAAUAUUAGCAACAAUGCUUAUUUUUAUGGUAUAAUGA
Molecule: messenger RNA, 4045 nt
Organism: Paramecium primaurelia
Lineage: Eukaryota; Ciliophora; Oligohymenophorea; Peniculida; Parameciidae
Source: the annotation of a GenBank genome assembly